AGCUGUUCGUAAGAGACCGCAUUUAUUAUAGGUUUUUACUAUUAAACAGUUUUCAAAUACUUCCAAAAUGCGGAUUACACAAUUCUUGGGUAGCAAGCUGAAGAACUUUUCAAAUCUUCCCAAGGAAUACAUCGAGCGGAGUAAGAAGCAGGUGUAUUGGAAGACUCCGCGUGAGGUUAACUAUUUGCCACGUACUGUCGAGCGCAGGCGUUUCCGAUAUACAACCAAUCGGCCAUGGACAGGGCAAUUUCGACAGCAAAACAUGCCAGGCACCAUGCGCAAGAAGGUAUUUGUGGAGCCAGUUGAAGAGUGGAGUUUCUUCCGCGGCGAUCGCAUUGAAGUGCUUGUGGGUAAGGAUAAGGGCAAGCAGGGCAUUGUCACUCAAGCCAUUCCCGAGCGCAAUUGGGUGAUAGUGGAGGGGCUAAAUUGGCAUUACAGACGUGUGGGUGCUGAAAAGGAUUUUCCCGGCAUUAUUAUUAAAUCGGAAGCACCGCUACAUGUGACUACAGAUGUUCGGCUGGUUGAUCCAUCAGACCUGCAAGGCACCGAGUUUGAAUGGCGCUAUACAGAAGAAGGCGAAAAGGUUCGCGUAUCCAUGCGUUCGGGCCGCAUCAUUCCCAUACCAGAGACAAAUAACCAAACGCAUGACUACAAAACUCCAAAAGCAUAUAUUGAGCGAGACAAGGAUACACCAGCCGCCAUUGUAGGUGAGAUUACAUUUCAGCCCAAGCUAGCCACAUUUGAAAUGGACAUUAUGGAAGAAAUGGACAUCAAGGAAGAACGAACCCCAGCAAAAAGUUAUUGGUAUUAAGCCAAAGCUUACUUGUUUAUUAGACUAACUAAGCUGCUAAAAAAUCAUAAAAAUAAUUAUUAAUUAUACAAAAAAAUAUCUCGAGUAUAUCAUUUGCGCACAGCGCUAAAUAUUUCAUCUCUAUGUUCACGCAAUGUUUUGGCCAAACGCUUCACCGUGUCCUCGGCCUUUUCAAAAUCUUUGCGCAGCGUCUUGUUAAACGUGUCAUAUAGCCAUGUGGAAGUUUUCGAUAUGUUGGACUCGUAGUUGGCGAAAACCUUGCUGGUGUGCUCAUAGCUGUAAGUGAAGCGAAAUUGGACACAUGUAUAUGUAUUUGGAUUAAAAAGUACGUUAUCAGGACUAAGAUCCCAUUUAAAAAGUUGAUAGCUCUUU
Molecule: messenger RNA, 1183 nt
Organism: Scaptodrosophila lebanonensis
Lineage: Eukaryota; Metazoa; Arthropoda; Insecta; Diptera; Drosophilidae
Gene: mRpL24
Product: probable 39S ribosomal protein L24, mitochondrial
Exons: 4
Coding region: 68-811 (247 amino acids)
Biological process (GO): translation
Cellular component (GO): ribosome; mitochondrion
Molecular function (GO): RNA binding; structural constituent of ribosome
Source: RefSeq, a predicted model, not a curated record